Messenger RNA from Rhinichthys klamathensis goyatoka, 984 nucleotides. Its product is annotated as mucin-21-like. The record is from RefSeq and is a predicted model, not a curated record. The annotation marks the transcript as partial. The transcript has a single exon. Lineage: Eukaryota; Metazoa; Chordata; Actinopteri; Cypriniformes; Leuciscidae.
UCUGGUUCUGUCAACGCCACCUUCAGCCAAGACUAUGCUGAGGGGUCUGGUUCUGUCAACGCCACCAUCAGCCAGGACUCUCCUGAGGGGUCUGGUUCUGUCAACGCCACCUUCAGCCAGGACGAUGCUCAGGGGUCUGGUUCUGUCAACGCCACCAUCAGCCAAGACUAUGCUGAGGGGUCUGGUUCUGCCAAUGCCACCUUCAGCCAGGACUCUCCUGAGGGGUCUGGUUCUGCCAACGCCACCUUCAGCCAGGACUCUCCUGAGGGGUCUGGUUCUGUCAACGCCACCUUCAGCCAAGACUAUGCUGAGGGGUCUGGUUCUGUCAACGCCACCAUCAGCCAGGACUGUCCUGAGGGGUCUGGUUCUGUCAACGCCACCUUCAGCCAAGACUAUGCUGAGGGAUCUGGUUCUGCCAACGCCACCUUCAGCCAGGACUCUCCUGAGGGGUCUGGUUCUGCCAACGCCACCUUCAGCCAGGACUCUCCUGAGGGGUCUGGUUCUGUCAACGCCACCUUCAGCCAAGACUAUGCUGAGGGGUCUGGUUCUGUAAACGCCACCUUCAGCCAGGACGAUGCUCAGGGGUCUGGUUCUGUCAACGCCACCAUCAGCCAGGACUCUCCUGAGGGGUCUGGUUCUGUCAACGCCACCUUCAGCCAAGACUAUACUGAGGGGUCUGGUUCUGCCAACGCCACCUUCAGCCAGGACUCUCCUGAGGGGUCUGGUUCUGCCAACGCCACCUUCAGCCAGGACUCUCCUGAGGGGUCUGGUUCUGCAAACGCCACCUUCAGCCAAGACUAUGCUGAGGUGUCUGGUUCGGCCAACGCCACCUUCAGCCAGCACUCUCCUGAGGGGUCUGGUUCUGUAAACGCCACCUUCAGCCUAGACUAUGCUGAGGGGUCUGGUUCUGCCAACGCCACCUUCAGCCAGGACUCUCCUGAGGGGUCUGGUUCUGUAAACGCCACCUUCAGCCAAGACUAUGCU